CUCCCCAUGAACCCCGUCUUCCUCUGAAUACAAUUUUUGUAUACUUUUUUAUUUCGUUUCGCGUCAGACUAAAAUCCUAAAGCAACCCCCUUCGCGCAUACACCUCGUUUUUCUGUCCCCCUUUUUUUUUCGUGAGUUACCUGCUUGCCAUGAGUUCUUCAGAUUCGGACGACGGUGUGCCUCUGUCAGCACGGGUCAGUACUGACAUUAACAAUGGCAAGCCCAACGACGACGACGUUCCUUUGUCCAGACGGCGUCCGGCCGUGUCGAGUGGAGCCAGCGACAGCAGCGACAGCGAGUCCGAUCAGCCCCUGUCAAAAAAGGUCAAGGUGGAGACGCCAGUGAAGAAGGCUGUGGCCAAGCGGGCAGCAGCGGCAAUGCCCAAAUCCAACACCAAGCCCAAGCCCAAGCCAGAACCCAAGGCAAACGGCAAGACAAGAAGCCGCGUAUUAAAAAGGAGGCGUCCGGAGGUCAGUAAGCCAAAGCAGCCUGCAAAGUCGGUUGCCAACCGCAAGCCGCUAAUCAAGGCCGAGUCGUCGAUGGUCGAGAGCUCGGCAGACGGCAGCGUGGCCAGCGAGGGCGAGGGCGAGGGCGACUACAAGUGGUGGCUCGAUGAGAAGGACGGCUCGUCGGAGAAGUGGCAUACGCUGGAGCACAACGGCGUCAUGUUCCCGCCCGACUAUGUGCCCCACGGUGUGCCGCUCAUCUACCGCAAAAAGGAGAUCAGGCUGGUGUCUGAGGCCGAGGAGGUUGCUACCUUUUUCGCAGCAGUAGUAGAUGGCGAUCACGGCAACAACCCCGUUCAGCCAAGCGCAAGGCCCUGUCCAAGGAAGAAAAGGAGCGGGUCCAAGCUGGAGAAGCAGGCGAUUGAGGAGAAAUUCAAGUUCUGCCUCAUGGACGGGCGCCGCGAGAAGGUCGGCAACUUCCGCAUCGAGCCGCCCGAUCUGUUCCGUGGCCGCGGCGCACACCCCAAGACCGGCAUGCUCAAGAAGCGUGUUCUGCCCGAGCAAGUCACCAUUAACAUUGGGAAGGACGCCAAGGUGCCCGAUCCGCCUGCCGGCCACCGGUGGGGCAGCGUCACACACGACAACACAGUGACGUGGCUGGCCAUGUGGAAAGAGAAUGUCAAUGGCAACAUCAAAUAUGUGUUUCUGGCGGCCGGCAGCUCGCUCAAGGGCCAGAGCGACAUGCGCAAGUUCGAAAAGGCGCGCAACCUCAAGGGCUGCGUGGCCGAUAUCCGCAGACAGUACACCAAGGAUCUGCGGUCCGAGACCAUGGCUGCUCGCCAGCGCGCCACAGCCAUGUACCUUAUCGACCGCUAUGCGCUGCGUGCUGGCAAUGAAAAGGGCGACGACGAGGCAGACACUGUCGGCUGCUGCUCGCUGCGUGUCGAGCACGUGCAGCUGUUCCCGCCGCGCACAGUGCACUUUGACUUCCUGGGUAAGGACUCGAUCCGGUACCAGCGCACAACCGAAGUCGAUCAGCAGGUAUGGAAGAACCUGAAAAUCUUCCAGAAGAAGCCCAAGACACCCGAGGACAUGCUGUUUGACCGCCUCAACACAUCCGCGCUGAACAAGCACCUGCAGAAGCUGAUGCCUGGGCUGACCGCCAAGGUGUUCCGUACAUACAACGCGUCAUUCCUGGCCUACAACCGUGCCAAUCGCGAGGUUGCUGUGCUCUGCAACCACCAGCGGUCCGUGUCUAAGGGAUUCGAGACCCAGAUGGCCAAGCGCCAGCUGCUCAAGGACCAUCUGCUGUGGGUGGCGCCUGAUCUGAAGAAGAAGCACCCAGAGCUGGCCGAGAAGGAGCCCGGCGUUACCAAAAGCUGGAUCAAGAGCCACUGGCUGGCCACGUGCGAGCUGGAUCGCGAGAAGGCACGCAAAAAGUUUGAGCGUGACAACGAGAAGCUGAAGGGGGCGGGCGAGCCCGAGCUGCCGCAGUCCAAGCUCGACGAGCAGCUGGCAGCCAUUGACGAGCGGGAAAAGAGCAUCAACAGAUGGCACCUGACGGCCCGCAUCAACAACAUCGAAAUCGACAAGAUCGAGAAGGACGAGAACAAGACCACUGCCCUGUCGACAUCCAAGAUCAACUACAUCGACCCGCGCAUCUCUGUCGCCUGGUGCAAAAAGUACGGCGUCUCGCAGGACAAGAUCUUCAACAAGGCUCUGCGCGAGAAAUUCAACUGGGCCAUGGAGGUUGACGGCGACUGGACCUUCUAGGACUUCUCUCUAUAACACUCUACCAGCUCCUUAUUUGUCUACGAAAAACGAAAAGCUAUCGCUCUAC
Linderina pennispora is the source of this 2286-nucleotide messenger RNA. RefSeq lists its product as uncharacterized. Gene Ontology annotation, molecular function: DNA topoisomerase type I (single strand cut, ATP-independent) activity; DNA binding. Bases 150 to 2219 code for a protein of 689 amino acids. The transcript is spliced from 7 exons. Gene Ontology annotation, cellular component: nucleolus; chromosome. The record is from RefSeq and is a predicted model, not a curated record. Gene Ontology annotation, biological process: DNA topological change; chromosome segregation; DNA replication. NCBI's taxonomy places the organism in Eukaryota, Fungi, Kickxellomycota, Kickxellomycetes, Kickxellales, Kickxellaceae.